CCAGAGCGCAAACCACACAGUCCACAAUGACUUCCAUAAACUUGCUCUCCCUCCUCACCCUCACCCCCCUCCUUGCCAGCGCAUUCGCCCCCGCCGCUCGCCCAUCAUUACUACGAAGGGACGACGGCGUGACGCCACUCAGCUUCCAGGCUGCAGGCGAUACCGGCGUCUCGUCCCAGCAGAUGUUUUUGGGGAACGACAAGAAGGCGUAUGUCAUCGACAAGACGGAAAACAACCCCGUGACGAUCGACGGCGAGUAUGGGUCGCAUCCCGCUUGGGCCACCGAGUAUGAUAUCGAGACGAACGAGUACCGGGCGAUGGACGUCUACUCGAAUACAUUCUGUGCGGGUGGCAAUGUGAUGGGGAACGGAACCUGGGUCAUCUUUGGCGGUAACCAGCCCGUAACGACAAACGGUACAGCCGUCACCGACGCCGGCGUCUACGACGACAACGACGGCGGUUCCGCCAUCCGCAUGAUCACCCCCUGCACCGACGAGCAAUGCGAGUACAUCCAAGGCGCCCAGUCUUACAACAAGUCGGAGGGCACCGGCGGAUGGCUGCAGAUGACAGGCAAGAGAUGGUACCCCACCGUCGAGGCCCUGCCGGACGGAACGCUGAUCAUCAUCGGCGGCGACAAGAACGGCGGCUACGUCAACACCGCAGCGCAAGACAACCCCACCUACGAGUUCUUCCCUCCCCAGGACGGCGACCCCGUCGACCUCCAGUUCCUCUCCGACACCCUGCCUUUGAACCUGUUCCCCCUCGUGUGGCUCAUGCCCUCGGGCAAGCUCUUCAUGCAGGCGUACAACACCACCAUCUUGUACGACUACAAGACCAAGGAGACGACCAACCUGCCCACCAUGCCCUACGCCGUGCGCGUCUACCCCGCGUCGGCGGCUACCGUCAUGCUCCCCCUCACCCCGGCCAACAACUACACCGCCACCCUCCUCUUCUGCGGUGGAUCCAACACCACCCAGUGGGGUAACGACGGUACCGCCGGGUACAAUGUCACUGCCGUCCCUGCCGACCAGACGUGUGUCCGCAUCAGCCCCGAGGACGACGACCCGCAGUAUGAGGACGAGGAUAACAUGCCCGAGGGCAGGAGUAUGGGGCAGUUUGUGUUGUUGCCGGAUGGGACAAUGUGGAUGGGUAACGGUGUCGCCAUGGGAACUGCUGGUUACGGAAACGAGGGUUAUUCUCUCGGUCAAUCCUACGGCCAAGACCCCGUCUACAUGCCCGCCGUCUACAACGCCUCCGCCCCCUCUGGCCAACGCUGGAACCGCACCGGCCUUUCUGCUUCAGAGAACGAACGCAUGUACCACUCCACCGCCAUCCUCCUCCCCGACUCGUCCAUCCUCAUCGCAGGCUCCAACCCCAACAAGGACUACACCGACCUCCAAUGGCGCACCCGGACCGACUCUGAAAAGUGGUACCCCUGGUACUACAACGAAGAGCGUCCCGCCCCCUCGGGCCUGCCUGCCAACUUGACGUAUGGCGGCGACCCGUUCAAUGUGACGUUGGCGGGCACGGACGAGGCGGCUGCGCAGAAUACCAAGGCGGUGAUUAUCAGGGGCGGGUUCAACACCCACGGCAUGGGUUUCGGCCAGCGCAUGCUCGAGCUCGAGACGUCGUACACGGUCGACAAGAGUACAGGCAACACCACCAUCCACGUCUCGCAGCUCCCCGGCGACCCUGGACCGACCAUCUUCCAGCCCGGGCCGGCUAUGAUCUUUAUCGUCGUUAACGGUGUUCCUUCCACUGGCGAGUUUUUGAUGGUCGGUAACGGUCAACUCGGCGACCAAACGACAACCACCAACGCCGCCCUCCCCUCCUCCACCGUCCUCGCCGUCUCCGCCUCCGCCUCUGCCUCCGGCACCGACGCCGACUCGUCAUCCGCCGCUACGGGCGGUUCGUCCAACAACUCUACUUCGGGCGCUGCUGCCAGUGUUCGGUCGGUGGCUGUGGGGGUGAUGGGGUCGAUGGGCGUUGUGGGGUUGAGUGCUUUGGUUUUGCUUUUAUAAGCGCUGAACCUUGACGCUUGGCUUGGCAUGGAUAAGAGAGGAGAGAGGAGAAAAGGGAGAAAAAGAGCAGUUUAUAGAAUCUACAUUUCAACGACAAAACUCAACCUUCGCAUUGUUCACACCCCACCCACCCCACCCCGAUUAACGACAAAACCCCCUCGCAUUGUUUAUCUUGUCAAUCUUUUUUCAAAACGGACAUUGAGUUGUUUAAUCCUUCUUUCCAACCCUUCUUUCUUUUCAUCUGUGCUAUACACCUUUAACAAGUAUAUAUAUUACCUCUUCUUAUCAUCAGAACUGUAUCGUAUCCUACCAUUCCAUUCACCCAUUCCACCCCUUUUUUACCUUUUUACCUUUUAUAUAUAUAUAUACGGCUAUAGCACUAGGGCGAAGGAGAAGGAGAAGGAGGGAAAAAGGAGAAAAACAACGAAAAAACAAAGAAUGGACACUUUUCUUUCUUAAUGCGACGACUUUUCCCCACCUUUUGUUCGUGGUCUUACUUUAUCUACAUUUAUCAUGAAAUGAUGGACUCUUGUUUAUGGCCUCUUCUUACUUUUAUUGCAUCGUUUUCUAGUCUCGUAGUAUCAUGUCUUGUUUCAUAGCAUUUUGUUCUGAUUCCGAGUGUUCUCUGACUCUUGUUUCUGAUCUAAGAUCUCUUGAUAAGUUGAUGAUGAAAUGAACAAACAAUACUUUGUGUGCUAUCCCAUGUUCUGGCCCUUGGUAAAGUAGAGUUGCAAAGUGGCAGAGGUGAGAUGACUUGGUUUUGGGAAAGAUGUGGCAAGAG
Molecule: messenger RNA, 2802 nt
Organism: Cryptococcus amylolentus CBS 6039
Lineage: Eukaryota; Fungi; Basidiomycota; Tremellomycetes; Tremellales; Cryptococcaceae
Exons: 5
Coding region: 27-2021 (664 amino acids)
Source: RefSeq, a predicted model, not a curated record